Pelobates fuscus (common spadefoot toad) is the source of this 1599-nucleotide messenger RNA. RefSeq names its product orthodenticle homeobox 1 (gene OTX1). NCBI's taxonomy places the organism in Eukaryota, Metazoa, Chordata, Amphibia, Anura, Pelobatidae. Gene Ontology annotation, cellular component: nucleus. The record is from RefSeq and is a predicted model, not a curated record. Gene Ontology annotation, biological process: regulation of transcription by RNA polymerase II; multicellular organism development. Gene Ontology annotation, molecular function: RNA polymerase II cis-regulatory region sequence-specific DNA binding; DNA-binding transcription factor activity, RNA polymerase II-specific. The transcript has 4 exons. Bases 203 to 1210 code for a protein of 335 amino acids.
CAGGGUGAUCAAUCUCCAUCAGUCUGCAUUUCCAAUCACUUAAAGCGGCGGGCGCAGGACAGAAACGCUCCCCACAAGGAUGCUGUGAAUUCACUCUGGGGCAAAAGAAGUUGAUGUAGGAUUAUAAUUUCGCUCCUUUUUAAAAACGUAUCGAAACGAUUUAUCAGUGGAUAAUUUUGGGGACCCCUGUCAAGCUUUUAGCAUGAUGUCAUACCUCAAACAGCCCCCUUAUGGAAUGAAUGGACUGGGGCUAACAGGACCUGGGAUGGAUCUACUGCAUCCUUCUGUGGGAUAUCCAGCCACCCCGCGGAAGCAGCGCAGGGAGCGGACCACCUUCACCCGGUCCCAGCUGGACGUGCUGGAGGCUCUGUUCGCCAAGACUCGGUACCCGGACAUCUUCAUGAGAGAAGAAGUGGCCCUAAAGAUCAACCUGCCGGAGUCUCGAGUUCAGGUCUGGUUUAAGAACCGCAGGGCUAAGUGCCGGCAGCAGCAGCAGCAGCAGACCAGUUCCAGCGGAGCCAAGAGCCGGCCGGCCAAGAAGAAGUGCAGCCCGGCCCGGGAGAGCUCCGGCUCGGAGAGCAGCGGCCAGUUCACCCCGCCGGCCGUGUCCAGCUCCUCCUCGUCCUCCUCCUCGUCCAGCUCCAACUCCUCCGGGAACCCCGGCCUGGGAGCCGGCCCUCUGAACGGCAGCACCCCCACGGCCUCCUCCAUCUGGAGCCCGGCCUCCAUCUCCCCUGGCACCGGCCCACCCGUGCCGGGAUCGGCCUCAGACCCCCUGGGCCCAGCCAGCGCCUCCUGCAUGCAGCGCUCUGGGUCCUCCUCCGCAGCCUCCUACCCCAUGUCCUACAGCCAGGCAGCCGGCUACACCCAGGGCUACCCUGCCCCCUCCUCCUCCUACUUCGGAGGGGUGGACUGCAGCUCCUACCUGGCCCCCAUGCACUCCCACCACCACCCCCACCAGCUCAGCCCCAUGACCCCUUCCUCCAUGUCCGGCCACCACCAUCACCACCACCACCUUAGCCAGACCUCCAGCCACCAUCACCACCACCAUCACCACCAGGGCUAUGCCAGCACAGGGCUGCCCUUCAACUCAUCUGACUGUCUGGACUACAAGGACCAAGCCACAGCCUCCUCUUGGAAACUCAACUUUAACUCCACUGAGUGCCUGGAUUACAAAGAUCAGGCUUCCUGGAGGUUCCAGGUCCUGUGAGCCAAAGAGGAACCCCCUUCUUCGGUUUUGUCCACAGCCUCCAUAAAUAAAUCUAUAUAUAUAUAUUUAAAAAAUGAGGAAGUCAACCCUAGUGGAACUACCUGAACAUAUUAAGAAGAGGACAAUUGUUCUGGACACAUAUUUUUGUUUAUAUAAUAAAAUUUUAAAAAAAUAAAAUAAAGACAUCUAAAUGAAAUAAAAUUAAAAUAAUUUGUGCCUGGACAAAAACAAGAAGGACCCUUGAAUGAACUGUGACUUUGCAGCUUUGUGAUAAUAUUUAUUCACUGUCUGGACCUGGGGAUUGGACUGUAAAAUCUGCAUUUAUUGUGCUGUCAGUGAUCCAUCUGAAACAAGACUACCCACCCCCCACUCCUCCUAAAAGAAAAGAC